GCGCCAAAUGGACUAUCCAGUAGUGGGCCGGGCGUGAUUGCGUGAUAUUGUGUAACCGGAUCUCACGGUCGCGAACCAUUAGUAAAAGUGACAAUUUAAUAAUUCACGGCCGCCGUUUUCACUGAUCGAAAAAUCGCGAAAAUAAUCGUCGGGAAAAACGAUUCGUGACGCCCCGUUACGUACGCUUUCUAGGUUGCUGCAGCGCUGCGCCCGCGCAGUGUCCGACCGACGCGCUGCGAGCUUGCGCGCUUCUGUGCAAACUACAUGUUUACAUACUGCACUGUAUAAAACAAGUGACACAUACGAAAACGGCAGACCAUAUAGCACAAGCGUACACAUGCACGUUUAGCGACCCUUUUAUUUUGAGCGCAGUCCAGACGAGAUGCGGCCAGUAGCGAUCUGGCUAUUAUCGAUUGUGGCGCUCGCGGUUGCCGAGAUCGCGGAAGAACCCUGGGUGGAAGAAGAAGAUCUCGAAGAGCCUUAUAAUGAGGAGAGGGAGGAAUCUCACGAGAGAUACAGAAGAGAGGCGUACGUAGAAGAACCUUAUGAAGAACAUGUGAGAGUGAAGAGACGGUGCUACGAUGAACCGGUGCACAGGGAUCGACGUUCGGUUGAUUACACAAGGGUUCCUCGGCAAGUUCACCAGUACGAAGUACACGAGUUUACGGACGACGAGUUUCCAUCGUCGCCGCCGUACGAGGAGAUGCUGGCCGCGAGCGCCGAUCACUACCACAGAGUGUACGCUCCACCUGGAUCAGCUUAUACGCGUUACCUCAAACCCGAUGUGAGUCCCGCAGAAUUGCCAGCCCAACCUGUGCUGUCCCAGCCUGUCAAUCAAUUUGUUGCUUCGUUAAAACCAAACGCUCCAUUGAAUGUUGCCCCUAACGUAAAUCAUCAACCUGUGCAGUUUAUCGCUCCACCUAACCCAAUUAACGUUGUUCCCGCUCCCGUCGUUUCGGUGCCUAUUGCCGAAACGCCUGUGCAUGGACCAGUGCCCGUUCCAUCUGUGCCUGUACCGCAGCAAGUGAAGAAGCUAUCUGGUGACCAGUACGCGGCGGCUGGUCAACAUCGCAACCAUAAACACUCCGCGGGACAUUCGCAGGGCGGUGGACACGCCAAGCACGCGGGUCACCACUCCGACCGUGGUGGUAAGAGCACUAAAGGCUACAAAUCGAAUCAUCACUUAGACAAAGGGGCUAAAGGUCACAAACUGGAUGAGAACCACCGUAAGGAAUACGAGGAGGCAGCAGGAAAGAAACACAAGCACCACGACCACGCUGACCAUAAAGGCAGUCAUGAGGAAGAGGCUCAUGGACAUAGAGGUUCCAAGUUUGAUGAGAAGAAAGGGCACAAGAAGGGGCAUAAGACUAAAGGAUACCACAACAAAUACCACAAAGACGAGUUCCACAAGGAGCACAAGUUCUACGAUGACUUCCAUAAGAGCGGAGAACACCAUCGUUAUGGCAAAUUCCACGCCAAGCACGCCAGCAACGAGAGCGGAAAGAAGAAGGCGCAUCAUGUCAAUGCGGGACACGAUUUCGUGGAGCGGGGCAAGAAAGGAUAUAGUAACAAGGGUCAUCUUGAUGAAGACCACAAAGGUUACAGAGGCAAAGAUGGGCACGAGGAACAUCACGCAUCACAUUCUGAACAUGGCAAGAAAGGUGGCAAGGAAGGCGGUUCACAAUGGGGCUAUCAGAAGAAAAAUUAAUCCUUUCUUAGACUCUGGCCAUACACGCUUCGAUAAAUGGCUAAGAUUUGUCAGAGCAUGUGUAGCUUAUAUGGAAAUGAAGAGACUAAUUUCGUAUUCAAUUGUAGUUAUAGACAUCUUUGCCAUCUAUGUAUGGACAAUGAUUAUGCUAAUCAGCAUUAUAGAUUGGCACAAAUUUCAAUUAUAUCUGAACGAACUUUUUGUUGUUCAUUAUUUUGACUCUUGUCGAGUUCAAUUGCCAUCUCUUUUUAAUUUGUUUUUUAUAAUUUAUUACAAUUUAUUAUUGCUCUUAAUAAGAGCCUUGAAAAAGAAAACAAGAGAGAGUUAUUUUUAAGAAAUAUAGCACUAGGAAUACAUGUGAAACUUUACUCAAAUAAGAAGCGUUCAAAAUGUAUUGCAACAUACAAUAUUAUUUUUAUUUGUUAAAGUUAAAAAUAUUUAAUGAAAGCGUAAAACUGAUUGCAGAUUAGUACGAUUGUAUAAUGUAUUUGCUAUUUCCAUGGCUUAUUCUAUACAAUAGAUAGUUUCGUUUCACUCAAACAUACCUUUUAAAUUUGCCUAAACGUUAUUCAUGUUGCGAAGCCUUCUCUUUUUUACGCCAAUCAUGCUUUCAAUUGAUCCACAGUGUGUAUACAAAUUUCGUAUACACGAGCAAUCAUGGUUCGUCCUACAUUUUCACAAUGAAAAUGUACUUGCCGAGUUCACUGCAACAAAUUAAUCAAAUGGUAAAAAAACGAGUCGAUUUUCUUUUUGCUUGUGCAAGAGUCUGUAUCAAAUUGGUUGGCGUAUGGCCCAUUGCUUGACGUUAAGCAAACAUAAGAUGUUUUUUUUUAUCUCUUUUUAAACGUUUUGGUUGAAAUAUAUUGUACAAAGUACUGUUGAAUUUACAUUUUAAACUAAUGAAAUGUUUAAAACAUAAAUCCAACAGAAUUUUUUUUUGUGACGAUCCUUAUGAAAAAUUCUAUAGUAAUUUAAAAUUUGCUUUAAUAUGGUUAAAUAUUAUUGAAUCUUUUUUUUUUUAAAGUAAAUACAAAAAUCUGAAACCGUCGAAAAAUUGAGAAAAUUAUACUGUUUUAAAGGAAAUUGAUUAUGGACUUCUACAAAAAUUGGUAAAGAUAAUAACAAACUAAUAACAAAAUAAUAACAAACUCUUAAAUAUAUAAAUUUUUCAUUAUCUUUUAGUACAAAUGAAAAUUCAGAAUAAUACAAUAUGGACGAAAUAAGUACUUAAUAUUAAAAAAAAAACUGUUAUGUAAUGAGAUAUCACUUAUUACUGAUUAUUGUUAUUAAUUUUUGUAGUAUAGAUAUAAUUUCUAAUAAUAGGUAUUUAAUAAUAAUACGAUUUAAUUGAUUUUUGGUUUAUAUUUUUUUCUGUAAAUAUAUGGAUAAAUAUACUGAUUGAUAAUUGAUUUGAAAAUUAGAAAAAAAAAACAAUUUUUUUAACCAUUCCAUUAUAUAUUUAUUCAGUAUUAAGAUGGGUGUAACAUUGACUUUGAUAAGGGAUGAUUCUCACCGUUUUUAAUGAGUUUUUCUAUAUGCCAGUUAGGUAUAUGUGGAUCAAAACAAUAUAUAUUAAUAUGUGAACACUUAAACACUUUCGCGUCACGAAAGACACCUAAAGAAUUAUUUAAAAGUGUCGAUUAUAUUUUUGGAGAUUCUUCCAGAAUACAAUUGAAUAAAUUUUAUAACUAUUCCAUUACGACAAUUAUUUCAACUAACAGUAUUUCUAUAAUUAUGUAUUUUGCAAGUACUACCCUUAAUCUUUGAUGUUAUUCAUUGAUAAAAGGUAGUACUUACAUUGUCUAAGUAUUUUUAUUUCUAAUAUUUUUUUUUACAAUGUUUUUGAAAAUAGAUCUAUUUACAAAACGAUAAGUGUAUAAAAGUUAUAUAUUAUGUAAAAUAAGUUAUUUUGUUAUAACUUAUUGUUAAAUAAAUGUAAAAUUGAUACUUUAUUUACCUAAUAUACAAGUGUAUAUACAUGAUUAUAGUGACUAUGUUUCUGGCAA
Messenger RNA from Galleria mellonella (greater wax moth), 3714 nucleotides. RefSeq lists its product as uncharacterized. The transcript has 5 exons. NCBI's taxonomy places the organism in Eukaryota, Metazoa, Arthropoda, Insecta, Lepidoptera, Pyralidae. The record is from RefSeq and is a predicted model, not a curated record. Bases 383 to 1708 code for a protein of 441 amino acids.